This is a messenger RNA of Chelonoidis abingdonii (Abingdon island giant tortoise), 1801 nucleotides long. RefSeq names its product trafficking protein particle complex subunit 3 (gene TRAPPC3). Lineage: Eukaryota; Metazoa; Chordata; Testudines; Testudinidae. The record is from RefSeq and is a predicted model, not a curated record. Gene Ontology annotation, cellular component: TRAPP complex. Gene Ontology annotation, biological process: Golgi vesicle transport.
CCGGGCCCUGCCCCUGGGCUCUGCGGGAGGCUGUGGGCUGAGCGGGUCCGGGCCGACGCACACCGGGCCGGGCAGGAUGUCGCGCCAGGCCGGUCGGGGCACCGAGAGCAAGAAAAUGAGCUCGGAGCUCUUCACUCUGACCUAUGGAGCUUUGGUCACUCAGCUAUGUAAGGAUUAUGAGAACGACGAAGAUGUUAAUAAACAGCUUGACAAAAUGGGCUACAACAUUGGAGUUCGGCUAAUAGAAGAUUUUCUGGCCCGGUCCAAUGUAGGUAGAUGCCAUGACUUCCGGGAAACUGCAGAUGUAAUUGCAAAGGUGGCAUUUAAAAUGUAUCUGGGCAUCACCCCGAGCAUCACUAACUGGAGCCCGGCAGGCGAUGAGUUCUCCCUCAUCUUGGAAAAUAACCCUCUGGUGGACUUUGUGGAGCUGCCUGAUAACCACUCAUCUCUUAUUUACUCCAACCUCUUGUGUGGGGUGCUGCGAGGAGCCUUGGAAAUGGUUCAGAUGGCUGUGGAUGUGAAAUUUGUCCAGGAUACAUUGAAAGGAGAUGGCGUCACAGAAAUCCGGAUGAAAUUUGUUAGGCGGAUUGAAGACAAUCUCCCAGCUGGAGAGGAGUGAGCCACAGCACAGUCUCCCCAAGGGACUGGAGGGACUAGCUGCUGUGGCCUAUAGUUCUUGUCAUGGAUUCAUAGGGAUUUAGUGCCCCCUUUAAAUUCCAACUCCUAAAGACUCACUGACUGUUUAAGUUGUUACAUUUCCAUUUCCAUAUAAGACAACUCUCUGGGUUACUCUACUUAUCCCACAGGCUCAUUCUAAAGAUUUUCAUAGGGUGGAUAACUUUUUCAUACGACCCACAGAGACUCUUUCUACACUCAGUUUUUAGCUGGAUAUUCGGCUGUGGGCAAAGUUUGCUCCUUAAGCGCUAAAAGAUCUGCAGGCGAUUCAAGUAUGGGACUGAGUUUCAUAACCAAAAGAGAACCCACUACGGGAGCUGUUUUCUUCUUGAGACACAUGCAUGCCCCCACUGGGGCUUGUGAGGGCUAUGCUAGGCUUGCCGAUGGAGGAGGUGAAGCAUGUGACUGAGGGGCUAACACACGUAUGUAGCAGCAAAGAAUGAAGCAUAUAAAGUGAAAGGAAUGGGAGUGCCUAAUGGAGCACACAGUAGGUCCCUCUCUUUCCAGCUGAGGCUCUUCUUACUGAGGACACAGUACCUGUUGUUAAAACUCUGCAAUAGGCUCAUGGAGUGAGAAAGGGAUGGCAGAGCACGUCAGACCAGCCCUUUUUGUCCAAAAUAAAGCUUGAGGUCUUUUCAGUGCAAAUGAUCUGCUUCCAUUUGGGAUAAGGGUGCUCUUGGGUGAGAGGGAUUUGGUGGCAAAGUGAAAUUCUGGUUUGUCAGGGACUGUAUUUGAGGGUCAGCAGCAUCAGGCUCUUAGUUCAUUUCACAGAACAGAAUUUCAGUCGCCAUAUUAGAACCCCGAGGCUCUCACUUUUGCACUAGUCCUAUGAACAUUUCCAGUCUCUGCUGAAAAAAGUAGCCCUGGUUAGCUUGCUAUGAAUAUUAAAUAUUGUUCUCCAAAAUAUACACUGAGAUACUGCACUGAUCUCAGUUUAUUACUCAAAGCAAAGUACUCAUAGCUAAUUCUGAGUUUAAUAGUUAAAUACACAUAGAAUUAAAACCUCAUUAUCUUACGGAUUAGCCAGGGAAGGCUGCCUUAGAGUGUAGCAUCCUAACAGGAGGCUGGGCGCCUUCCUUCAGAGGAAAAUGGUAUAAAGAUGAAGAGCAUAACCAGCAUCUCGGGA